Anas platyrhynchos (mallard) is the source of this 7255-nucleotide messenger RNA. It is a transcript of the gene MDM4, whose product is annotated as MDM4 regulator of p53. Gene Ontology annotation, biological process: protein ubiquitination; negative regulation of apoptotic process; regulation of cell cycle. The record is from RefSeq and is a predicted model, not a curated record. Gene Ontology annotation, cellular component: nucleus. Gene Ontology annotation, molecular function: ubiquitin-protein transferase activity. Lineage: Eukaryota; Metazoa; Chordata; Aves; Anseriformes; Anatidae.
GGCUGGAUGGUGUCGAGAACAUGAGUCAUUGCAGAUCGCUCUGCAUAUGAAGCUGCCGGCCUGGGGUGGAUGCUGAAACUGAUAGGGCUGCGAAUUCAAAUCGCUGCAGGAUUUCCCCUUUUGUUCCUUUCCAGGAAAGGAUCAUUUCACCCGCCCAGCCAGCGGUGCUGGUGGAAUUGUUAACUUGUGGCCUGCAUCUCCUCGCUCUGGAUGGAGGCUGCAGCAGCUUUCGCGGGUUUUCAUCUCUUCAAAAGCAGGCGGGGAACGUGCUAAUCAUUGCCAUCAGCCCUGGCUGCUCAGGGCUUUGCUCUUCUGGGAGGAUUUCCCUUGGGGUUGCUGUGACUCAGCUCCUGUUUCCCCCACCCUCUGACUCAAAGAUUUCAACGUACUACACUCACUAACAGCGUGGCAGAGACUGGUGCUUCCCUUGAGCCGGCAGGUCCAGGUUCCUCACCAAUUCCUUAGAGGGGCAGAGCAGAAGCAGCCCCAAGUCCCUGCAGCUCUGUCCCAGUUUGCUGUUUGCAGCCAGGACGGGGCACAGCAGGUCUGUGGUAGGAGAGCAGGUCUGUGCCACAAACAGCUCAUCACUGCCACUAUGACAUCUUCAAGCUCUGCCCAGCAUCCAGCAGCUGAGGAUGCCUGCAGAAUCACUCUUGGACAAGCUAACCAGGUGCGACCCAAACUGCCACUUCUGAAGAUUCUGCAGGCUGCAGGUGCCCAAGGAGAAACCUUCACGCUGAAAGAGGUUAUGCAUCACCUAGGACAGUAUAUAAUGGUGAAGCAGCUGUAUGACAAAAGACAGCAACACAUGGUGUACUGUGGAGGAGAUCAGCUGGGAGAACUGCUGGGGCUGGAGAGCUUCUCUGUAAAAGAUCCAAGCCCAGUCUAUGAAAUGUUGAAACGGAACCUGACUUCUGCUGCAAUGACAGAUGCUGCACAGAAUCUCGCAAAGGAACAGAGCGUCGAUAAGCCAAGCCAAGACCAGCUGAAGUUUAGCCCGCAAGAAGUUUCUGACACUGUCAUCAGAGAAGGUGAAAGCAAUACAUCUGCUUUGUCUACCUCAGAGCACAAAUGUGAGAAUUAUGGAGACAAAGACUUAAUAGAAAACCUCUCUAAAAGCAAGAAGCCUAAACUGGACCUAGUGUUUGAGGAAUGGGAUGUAGCUGGUCUUCCAUGGUGGUUUUUAGGCAACCUCAGAAGCAAUUACAAGUCCAGAAGUAAUGGAUCAACAGAUAUUCAGACUAACCAGGACAUAGACACUGCCAUUGUUUCAGAUACUACUGAUGACUUGUGGUUCCUCAACGAAAGUCCGUCGGAUCAGACCAGUGCUGCAGUCAAAGUGGAAACAGCUGACUGCGAGGAAGUGAAAGAAGAUGACAAAAAGGUGACUGAGGAUGCAUGUUUGCAUGACUUGGAGGAUUCUCAGUGCUUAAGCGAUGACACGGACACAGAAGCUGCAGCCUCUGAGGACUGCUGGCAAUGCACCAAAUGCAAGAAAUUUAACUCUCCAGGCAAACGGUACUGUUACCGCUGCUGGGCCCUACGGAAGGACUGGUACUCAGAUUGUCCCAAACUGGCUCAUUCUCUUUCUCUGUCCAACAUUGAUGCUAUGCAAAACAAAAACGAGGAUGAAGGGAUAGAUGUCCCGGACUGCCGAAGGACUAUUUCUGCUCCAGUUGGCCAACCUAAAGACAUGUUCGUGGUAGAAAACAAAUUACACGUAGAUCCCUGCAGCUCUAUUGAGUCUUUGGAUUUGGCACGAGAAUGUGAAAGCAGAGAGUCCCUGUUGCAUUUCACUGAACGUAAAACGGAGGAAGAAAUACAGUCUCUAGAAAGCAUAAAAAAAUUACUGAAUCCUUGCUUCUUAUGCCAUCACAGACCACGGGAUGGGAAUAUUGUCCAUGGAAGGACUGCUCACCUUGUGGCCUGUUUCAAGUGUGCAAAGAUGUUGAAGAAAAAGAGAUCACCUUGUCCAGUGUGCAGGAAAGAGAUUGAGAUGGUGAUCAGAAUCUUUAUGGGAUAGCUGAACCAGUUCAGGCCUUCUCUAUCAAAAGAUAGCACGCUGAUUCUCUUGCACUCUACACAAACCCUAACUUCAGAGAUCAUCAGGUGAACACCAAAGAGAAUUAAGAUUCCGAACUGCCCAUGAAUCAUCUGCAUCAAAUGAAGUAGCAUCUUUUUUUUUUUGUCUGUUUUAAUGAAACCCUGUAGGGAGCACGCAAUAACCAGCAUGUUGGUAUCAAUACCCUAGUUUUUAAUGGCUUACUAUGAUUCUCUGUUCUGACAACUGGUCCUUGUAGGAAGCAAGUUUUGGAGAGAGUUAUGACUUUGGCUGUUGGAGUGUUCUCCAGGAAGUCAAACCCUGUGCAAUGCUUUUUAAGGGAGGAGUCUGGAGCUGACAAAUAAUAUAUGCAGAGUGGGUGGGGUGGGAAGAUGGGAGGGGAGGGGAGGUGAAGAGGGUUCUAAUUUAGAGAAGCCAUUUCUCCAAGGAUCAGUUCUCUUGAAGGCAAUGAGAAGCAAAUAAUCAUGUAUCUUAAUAAGAUGUUUUUUGUUUUUGUGUUGUGUGUGUUUGUUAACUGAGGUCCUUUUGUUUCCAGACUUGAAAUGAGCAGUGUCAAUCUAUAGCUAUCUCAGGUUACAUACCAGUUGGGAGUCAAGUAAGAUGUUAUACUGUGCCGUGUUGUUGGAUUUUUUUCACUUGUAUUGAUUCUUUUUUCAUUUCAGUACAGUUCUAUGUCAGCUGUUGUUGCUUUGUUGAAGCCUGUCCAGUGUUAGCUCAGAAUCUGGCGUGCCAGCUGGGUUAAAUUAUAAUAGCUCUUUAUCACAGCGCCCGUUGCAGCUUCCCCAGCUGCAGCUUCCACCAUUGCUGCAUUUCAUCAGGCCAGUCUAGAAGAUGCUCGCUCUGUGUGAUGUGGCUUUACAGACAGGGUAUGGGCCUUUGAGGGGGGAAAAAGUCCUGCAAUGCACUGUCUAUGGACUGUGCUUGGUGUUAAUUUUUGAAUGCUCUCCAACGAUGUCCUUUCCCAGUGAUUUAAUGCCUCAGAUCCGUUUCAGCAUUUAUGUUGUUCUCCGAAGUUGUCUAUGGUUAGUGUACUUGUUGUUAAAGCUCACGUAGAACUUCAAAAAGGGCUAUAUGUUCUUAAGCUAUGAGCUCAUGCACUAGAAGUGUACUCAGCUCCUCCUCAGCCGACUGACUUUGCGAGGGUUUCUGCUCAGAGUAUUCCCCCAAGGAGAGGAGCUGUGUUCUUCACGUGUGGAAGGCAGGUAGAUGCACCCCUAAAUCAGGGGUGAAUUAUAGGAGUGUAAAGCCUUGGGGCUCCCAGAGAAUUUCCUGCAGCCACCUUGGAUGCCCUGAGAUCCCUGGCUAACCGGGCAGCCCUCCUCCACGCUUCUUCCAGCUUUCCCUUCUGGAUUCUGGACAGCGCCGAGGAGUUUGUGGAGCCAGUGGGAGAAGACAGCGCUGUGGGAGCAUGCAUUAAGCAUUAUUUCUGUUAGUUUUCUAGGUCCUUAUUUAUUUUAAACAUCAGGUUAGUGAGUAGUCUUGCCAUCCAUUUAGUCUGGAGUUCACAAUGGAGAGCCAGAGAGGCGAGGGAAGGCAGUUCUUGGCAUGUUCUCCAGGGCUUUGGAGAGCCUGCGUCCGGCAGCAAGAGUGCCUUCACCUCUCUUCAGUAUACAGGUGUGUGAAUUCAGUACAUUGUUUAGGAUAUAGCCUGUUUUGUCAUCGUCUGUACAGUUCCCUUUCUGAUCUAGGGAGUGCUCCACUCCUGGUUAAAGAUAAGAAAGAAAAAAAAAAAAGAAAAAAUGAAAAAAAAAAAAAAGACAGGGAAAAAAAAGAUAGUGCUUAGACCUUGGUGCUUCUCUUGGCUCUUUCCACCUUGUUUCCUACACUCCUUCUGCUGGUCCAGCCCUCACAGGUCAGGUGUGCAAUGAAAGCCCCAAAACCUGCCUGGCAGAAAGUCCCAGCAGUCUCCCAUGUCCAAGUUGUUGUUUUUUAUUGUGCAAAGAUACUGGAGUAGGUGCUAUCUGCAGUCACUGCCUAUCACUGCCAAAAGUCAGGUCGCUCGUGUGUUUUGCGUUGUGUUGUGAUUUUUUCUACACCAGCUGUUAUUUAGGUUGUUGUUGUUGGCUGUUCUUUACAGUUCUCUUGUAAAAAUCGGGGGAUAACCUUCUGUUUGCUGCACUAUCCGUACGUACGUGGGAGUGGAUCCGUGUGGAAAAGAUUUACUUUUUGCUCCCCUAACUGAAGGGCUCUUAAAUUGCAGGUGAUGCACUUUAAUCAUGCGAAGCUCAGUGGUGUUAUCUCCUCGAAUCACAGAAGGGAGUUCCUGCCAGGUAGUUGCUUCCACUUUCAGGUAGUUGCUUCCCGUUUAGGAGCAUGGGUUCAGGCAGCGUGCAUUGUGGCACUUCUGGAUACUGUGAAUCUCCCCUCACCCCAAUUGCUUCUAAAAACAAAAACAUUUUGCUCAAAGCAGUCGUACUGAAUUGUUCAGCUCUGGCUGCACUGAAAAGCUUGUAAUUUGUGUUGACCAAAAAAAUGUACGGAGAGUUUAGGCUGCUGUAAGGGGUUGAAUAUUCGUACCAAAAUCCUACUGAGAUCUGUAUGCAGCUUCCAUUGUUAAAUGAAAAUUGCUGUUGUGAUAAAAUCCAAAUCCGCAGGAUGCGUUUUGGGGUAACGACCUUCUUAUCUGUGACUUCUUGUUGAGUAGAACCACGGUGUUUACAACAUGCAUUUGACAAGUUCUUUAUUCUUUUGAACUGAAAUAGCAGUCGUCAUGUCUCACAAUGUUACAGUUGAUCAUGCUUUUAUAGAAGAAUAAGCUAUUGCGGCACAAGCACCUCGUGGUGAGAUGUAACUGCCCACCUUGUGGCUAUGCUCUGGGGCGGGGGGGGGGCGGGUGGUGAGGGAAAAGGAGGGAAGAAGUACAUUUUAUUGCUUUAAGUAUAAGGCUUAAAAAAAUAAUUCAGCAGGAGCUGCUGUUUGUUGUUUUUGUUUUUUUUUCUUUUUUUUGACACUUUUGAGGAAGUGCAGGCUUGAGGUGUGAGUUGAAGAACUAUCUCAAAGCACUUGGUCAUGAUAUUCAAUGCCGUGAGCUGUCAGCCCGGCAGUGCUACUGAUUUCCUCUUCUACAGAUGCCACAGCUGAUGUGGGCUCUGUUCAGAACUGCGUUUUGUUGGAGCUCAGCAUCUCCCUGAGAUGGGUGUGAACUCAAGUUCUCUGACUACAGCCUUGCUGUCUCAUCACUCCUGGCAGUUUGUCUCUCGGUGAGGUUUUACUAUGAAGUGCAAUAUGGCAGAAGUGGUCCUCGGGCAAGCAUUAGCAGGCAUUGCUGCGUGUCUGCUGGAAGCGUGGAGCACAGCUGUCCUGUGACUGUCAGAUUAGAAAGGUCUCUGCUUCCCUGCUCCUUUCUCCAGUGACGUUGGUUGCUGCUCCUCAGGAACCUGCUGAAGUCUCCCCAGUGUGAGCGCGCCCAAAGUCUGGACUUCAUCCACAGAUACCUCCGCUUUUCACUCAGAACCGUUUAGCCCUAGAGCCACCAAACUUCUUACUUGGAUGUUGAAACAGAACAUGGGAACCAUAAGCCUCUCAGCUGUACACUGCCGCUCAGCACAUUACAGUGCUCUUCGUUGCAAAACACUGCACAUCAUUUGCCUUCAUCCCGUUUUGGCAGCCAGAGGUACCCACACAACACUCACUGCAUUCGCUCCUGCAAGUCUUUCCAGUUUAAGUGCCUCUUCGCAGUUACUCCCAGUGACUGUUAUUUGCUGAUGCGCCCAGUAUAUCAGCUUUUGCUUCAGCUGUCUGUUCAAACACCUGUGUCCAUCCUCUGCUGAGCUGUAUCACGGAGCCAAAUUUAGCCUCACCAAAGCUGCUACGUGAAUUCGAGAGCCUUUGGAGCAGCCCCCAGAGUGCUUCUGAAUGCUGGGUGUUUCAUUGAAGACUGUUGCAAACUUUCUGCUUCUGUGCGUUAUUUAUUACGGUGCAUGGCUGUGAUGGAACCCGUGGUGCAGCUCGCCAGGGUCCUCCAUCCAGCAGUGAUAUUGUAUUUGCUACUGAGAAGCUGUCCUUGCAGGACAAAAGUGGCUGUUGACAAAUGGAAAUGGCCUGAAAACCGAGUUUCAAAACCCACCAGGGUAGCUUGCAGUUGCCUGCUCACUCUUUGCCUGUUCUGAGCUUCAUCUUCCUCUCCUGGAAGAAGAGAAAUGUUCUCAUUAGAGGCCUUCAGUGGAGGCUGGCUGCUUCGGAAGACAGCACGAUUUAAUGGUUGAAGAAAGGACUCGGAGCCAGGGCUCCGCUCUCCAUUCUGGCUGUACUCUUGCAGUGAUGCAUGAGGUGAGGAAGAAACUCCCCGAGUCCUGUGCAUGCUCUGUUCAGCUGAACACCCGCAGGUCGUGUUGCAAUCCUUGAAGAGGAGGCGCUGCGAGGCUGAUCGUUCAAGGUCAAGGACACCCACAGGUAGUGUGAGGCUGAUAAACACUGCGUGCUUGGAACAGCUCCAGAAACAGGUUGCCUCCAGGCAGCAGCUCUCCUGCUCUGAAUAUCCUUCGUUGGUUAUCUGUCCAAAGUGGCUGGAAUUUUCCUUCGCUGCUUAGCAAAUCAGUGAGACCAUGCCUGUAACCGCCUGGUGGUGUCUGGCCAGCGAAAUCAGAACGGUCAGCAGCCCCAGGCUGGGUUACACACCUCAGCAACUUGCUUGCACUUGUUUAUGAUGAAUACAGGCAGCUGUUAUGAUUGCAGUCUUGUUUUUAUGUGCUAUUACCGUGGUAAUGUGCAUUUGCUGCCCACACACACGCACGGACACCCUGUGCCUGCCACUCGGAGCAGGUGUAGGAAUCCGUAGCUGCUGAACUCUGCAAUUAGCUUCAGUCCCUUACUCCAAGCUGCCUUUGAUGAGUCCGUGAAGAUACCUAAGGUAUGAACAAACAUCUUUUACCUCUGGCCAAGCUAACAAAGACUUGCUCUUCUGGAAGGAAUCUUUUCCUGCCCUGUCUCACUAGCACCCUUCCCCUGCAGCCCGCCGUUCCCGAGCCAGAAUCUGGAUCCAAACACCCACCCGCACAGCAACCCAAUAACCAGUCUCUGUGUGUUUGCACUAUUUAAAAAGGCACGUACAUGUAUCAUGGACCUGAUGACCUGUUUUUGUGUCCACAGCAUAAGUCUAAUUAAAUGGAUCGUGUUCUAUGGCAAUGUUGGGUUUAUUUUUUCAUUUGUACUGCGUUUCGGGGACAACUUUAAGUAAAGGCCUGUUACCAGUUA